CCUCGGGUUCGACAUGUCCGGCCUUGAUGGUGGCUCGUCCGACUACUUCGAUGAUGACCUGGCCGACUUUGUCGUCGACCGCCCCUCGGAUGCGGCAGGCUCUCCAACCGAUCCUGAUACCCCUCCACCAGCCAAGCGCCGUCGCCUGAGAGCUGAGGGAAAUGCUUCAGAGGGCCUACAAUCACAUCAGAAACACCGGACGGGUAAUAGCGAUGGUUUUGAAAGUGGUCCAAGCUCCGACUUGUUUGUCGACCAGAACGAUGACGAACUGCCAUCGCCUCAGCAAGAGUCAUAUUACUUCCAGGAUGAUCAGGACCGAGACGCACGGUCCAAAUACAAGGUCUUCGCGCCGAAGAACAGAAACCUUCAGGAGAACAUCUUUGUGACUCAGCUAACGCAGCCCCCUUCGCCUCCUGAGAUGCUUCGUGGCCCGCGCUGGAAGAAGCCCGAUCGGGGCUUGCCUCCUCGAACUACAACCGCGCUGCCGGUAAACCAAAGGAGAGGAAGCGGGGCUGGUGCUGGCAAUGAGAAUGACGAGUAUGACGAUGAUGAAGAGCUGAAGGCGGCAAUUGAGGCUUCCAUUCAAUCGUUCGAGGAAGAGAGUUCCAGACCGGCACCCUCACUGCCUGUACAUCCAUCACCUCGCCCUGCUGUUCCCGCCGCCAGGCAGCCGAGCACUGCCACCGAUACCUCCAAUGACCUUUUUGAUGAUAUCCCCGACGAUGCCUUUGAUUCAGAUCUAUCUUUGUCUCCGCCGCCUGUCACCCAGUCUCGCCCGGCAGCUCGGUCUUUUACACAGUCUACAAACCGCCCGUUGGGCAUUCGCCAAACCACGCUGUUUGAUCUGGCUGCCCGAAACCCGGAGAAUCAGCCACCGCGCGGGGAACAGGUAUACGCGCCGCCUGAGAAGAGCGAACCACCUACGCAGCACAAAUUGAACCAAGACGCCCUGGGUACAUGGGUCUAUCCUACGAAUUUGGGCAAGACUCGAGACUAUCAAUUCAACAUUGCGCAGAAGGGCCUUUUCCACAACCUGCUAGUGGCACUACCCACUGGUCUUGGAAAAACGUUCAUUGCGGCAACAAUUAUGCUCAACUGGUUCCGGUGGACCCAAGAUGCUCAGAUUGUCUUUGUUGCGCCCACCAAGCCGCUAGUUUCUCAGCAGAUUUCUGCGUGUUUUGGAAUCGCGGGAAUCCCCCGAUCCCAGACAACCAUGCUUACCGGGGAGGCGGCCCCGGGAAUACGGGCUGAAGAAUGGAAGGCCAAACGCGUAUUUUUCAUGACACCCCAAACUCUGGUCAACGAUCUCAAAACUGGAAUUGCUGACCCCAAGCGGAUUGUUCUGGUCGUUGUCGAUGAAGCCCAUCGCGCAACUGGUGGUUAUGCGUACGUAGAAGUUGUCAAGUUCCUCCGGCGGUAUAAUCAGAGCUUCCGUGUUUUGGCCUUGACAGCCACGCCUGGCUCGACAGUGGAGUCUGUACAAGCUGUCAUUGAUGGACUGGAUAUCUCGAGGGUCGAGAUCAGAACGGAGAAUUCACUAGAUAUCAGGGAGUAUGUCCACUCCAAAAACACGGAUGUGCAAACGUUUCAGAACUCGGAAGAGAUGGUCCUUUGCAUGGAUCUUAUGUCAAGAGCCCUGCAACCGCUUCUUGAUCAGCUGCGAAGUACAAAUGCCUACUGGGGCCGAGAUCCCAUGGGACUUACUGCGUAUGGUCUCACCAAAGCCAGACAGCAGUGGCUGCUGUCGGAUUCUGGCAGGAAUGCCCAUUUCGGUGUGAAGGCCAAGAUGAAUGCCAUUUUUACCGUUCUGGCAAGCUUGGCUCAUGGGAUUGAUCUUCUCAAGUACCAUGGAAUCACACCUUUCUACCGUCAUCUGGCGCAUUUCCAGUCCAACACGGACGGGCAAAAGGGUGGCAAGUACCAACGACAGAUUGUGCAAGAUGACAACUUUAAAAAGCUUAUGAGUCACUUGCAGCCGUGGGUCAAAAACCCAGAGUUUAUUGGCCAUCCGAAGCUGGAGUAUUUGAAACAGGUUGUGUUGAAUCAUUUCAUGGAUUCUGGUGAAGGCUCCGGUGCAGGCGAAAAUCAGGAUCAAUCGGCCACCCGCGUGAUGAUUUUCGUACACUUCCGUGAUAGCGCGGAAGAGGUGACGCGAGUACUCAAAAGAUACGAGCCCAUGAUUCGGCCCCAUGUCUUUGUCGGGCAGAGCAGCGCCAAGGGCUCGGAAGGAAUGGGCCAGAAAACACAGCUGGACAUUGUGCAGAAGUUCAAGAAGGGGACGUACAACACCAUUGUUGCGACUUCAAUCGGUGAGGAGGGGCUGGAUAUUGGUGAAGUAGACCUCAUUGUGUGUUACGACUCCUCUGCAUCCCCUAUUCGCAUGCUGCAGCGUAUGGGACGUACUGGCCGGAAGAGGUCUGGAAAUAUCACCCUUCUUCUCAUGCAGGGCAAGGAAGAAGAGUCAUACAUCAAGGCCAAAGAUAAUUACGAAAAGAUGCAGCAGAUGAUAGCCAGUGGCACCCGGUUCACCUUUCAUGACGACAUGUCUCCGCGCAUCCUUCCUCCGGGCGUGCGGCCUGUUGCUGAUAAACGAGCAAUCGAGAUUCCCGAGGAGAAUGCUGCGGGGGAUUUGCCAGAGCCAAAACGGCGAGGACGGGCGCCCAAAAGGCCGCCGAAGAAGUUCCAUAUGCCAGAUAAUGUCGAGACUGGGUUCACCACCGCGUCCUCUCUGGCGGGGGCAACCAAGCGCAAAACGCAAAGCAAACGUAAGACUCGCACGCCGACUCCAGAACCCGUGGAACUGCCGGCGCUUGAAGAGGUCUUGCUUACCCCAGCGCAGCAGAACGAACUUGAAUCCCUCUAUAGCAAUGCCGGGCCUAGUGAGGAGUUGCUGGUCUGCUAUCCUAGAAGCGACGCCUUUCCACGCCUUCAACUCGCCCCAAGACCUACAAAGACAGUUAAACACGGGUCAUUGACCCGUCGCAUGGUCAAGACUUUGCAGAAGAUGGACCAAGUGAGCUCGGACUGUGAGCAUCGGUACAAAGAGGUUUUGGCCCGAGAGUCGGCCUCCCGAACGGAGGCUUCGGCAAUGUCACCCAGAUCCAACGGCCGUAAGGCCAAACCUAGUGCCACCGCUAAGACAAUACCACCCAAAGAAAAAGAUCCUAAUCAAGAUCCGGUCGAGGUCCGGCGAACACCGCCAAGAAAGCACUCAAUGCCGACGACCACCCCGGCGUUUGAACCAUUCUACUGCUCCCAGAGGACCCAAGACGAAGAUACGGAGGAUGACUUUGACCCUCUGGAUGUCGACACUCUCUUGAAUAGUAGCGUUGAUAAGCGGCCUCAGAAACGAGGCCUGUUUGUUCUGGAUAAUAGCGAUGGUUGAAUCGGCAUGACCUUGGAUAGCAUAUUGCAUUAGUACACUUUCGGUUACACAUACCCUGGAGCAAGAACUUCCUUCUACGAAAUUACCGACGGGUCUCCUCCUUCUAUCCUCCAGGUCCAUGGAUCGAGAUAUGGCGUAUGGUAUUUCAGAUCAUGGGAAUAGUUGGGUAGCUCUGCGGUCAAUGCUAUUGGAAAUAUGAAA
This is a messenger RNA of Aspergillus ibericus CBS 121593, 3586 nucleotides long. It is a transcript of the gene mph1, whose product is annotated as 3'-5' DNA helicase. The coding region runs from base 14 to 3385 and encodes 1123 amino acids. Gene Ontology annotation, molecular function: 3'-5' DNA helicase activity; four-way junction DNA binding; hydrolase activity. The record is from RefSeq and is a predicted model, not a curated record. The transcript has a single exon. NCBI's taxonomy places the organism in Eukaryota, Fungi, Ascomycota, Eurotiomycetes, Eurotiales, Aspergillaceae. Gene Ontology annotation, biological process: interstrand cross-link repair; double-strand break repair via synthesis-dependent strand annealing; replication fork reversal.